Gymnodraco acuticeps is the source of this 3158-nucleotide messenger RNA. Its product is annotated as 1-phosphatidylinositol 4,5-bisphosphate phosphodiesterase delta-1-like. The transcript is spliced from 15 exons. The coding region runs from base 211 to 2505 and encodes 764 amino acids. Gene Ontology annotation, molecular function: phosphatidylinositol-4,5-bisphosphate phospholipase C activity; calcium ion binding. Gene Ontology annotation, biological process: phosphatidylinositol-mediated signaling; lipid metabolic process. The record is from RefSeq and is a predicted model, not a curated record. NCBI's taxonomy places the organism in Eukaryota, Metazoa, Chordata, Actinopteri, Perciformes, Bathydraconidae.
GCAGGCGUGCUGACAUUAUUCACUGCCAGGGAGAAAGGUAUACCUGUGUCGCCACCACUGGGUGUGUUGUCCUCACACUCGAGUUAACUAUCCCAAACUCAAAGUGUCCUUGACUCAUCGCGCACAUGGAAAGAAGGAGCAAUUUUAGAUGAUCAAGUAAAAGGAGGACCAAAAUCUAAUUGUGUAAACAACCGAUACAAUUCAGAAAGCAUGGAAACGAACAGGUUUGAAAAUAAAAACAACGGUCUGGAGAAUGAUAGGGACCUCCAGUUCCUCCUGCAGGGGGGAGACCUCCUCAAGGUCCGCUCCUCAUCCUGGAAAAAGACCCGCUACUUCAGACUCAUGGAGGACUGCAAGACCAUGUUCCGGGAAUCAAAGAGAACCUUCAAGACAAGCAAGACCUGUGAGUGCUGCUGCAGUCCCAGCUUCCCACCUUCAUUUUUGGUCGAUGAAAUCUCAGCGGUGCGAAUGGGACGUCAGUCAGAUGGCCUGAAGAAGAACACGGAGGAGAACGUGGAGAGCCGCUGUUUCUCCAUCAUGUUCAAGGGCCGCCGCAAGAACCUGGACCUCAUCGCCAGCUCCGAGGACGAGGCCAGGCAGUGGGUCGACAGCCUGCAGAAAAUACUGUCUAGCUUAAACAACCUCAGCACCCAGGAGAAGACGGAGCAUUGGAUCUUCAGCUGCCUCAGGAAAUCGGACAAGAACAAAGACGAUAAGCUGAGUCUGUCAGAGCUCAAGAACUUUAUGCAUCUGAUUAACAUCGAGGUGGAUGACGACUACGCUGAGAUGCUCUUUGAGAAAUGCGACAAAUCCAAUUCUGGGUACCUGGCCGGAGAGGAGAUCAAACAUUUCUAUGACCUGUUGACUCAUCGGGAGGAAAUAGACGUGAUCUACGGGGAGUACGCUAAAACGUCGGGCUUUAUGAGUCCUCAGAACCUGGUGGACUUCCUGAAGAAAGAACAGAGGGAGGACGCAACGCUGGCUGAUGCACACAACAUAAUCCAGAAGCAUGAGCCAGACGAAAAUGCCAAAGAGAAGAAGCUGCUGUCCAAAGAUGGCUUCCUCAUGUACAUGCACCAUCCAGAGGCCUUGGUCCUCAACCCCGAUCACAGAGAGGUGUACCAGGACAUGGAUCAGCCCCUCAACCACUACUUCAUCUCCUCCUCCCACAACACCUACCUCAUGGAGGAUCAGCUCCAAGGGCCCAGCAGCACGGAGGCUUAUGUCAGGGCUCUGCUGAAGGGCUGCCGCUGUGUGGAGCUGGACUGCUGGGACGGGUCAGAAGGUGAGCCGGAGAUCUACCACGGCUACACACUCACCUCUAAGAUCCUCUUCAAAGAUGCCAUCAAAGCCAUCAAGGAGUAUGCCUUUAAGACGUCCGAUUACCCGGUUAUCCUCUCCUUGGAGAACCACUGCAGUGUGGAGCAGCAGGAAGUCAUGGCCCACCACAUGAGCUCCAUCCUGGGCAGUGCCCUCAUCACCUCCCCCCUGGGGAAUGGCAUGCCCAAAUGCUUUCCAUCUCCAGAGGAGCUGAAGGGAAAGUUCCUGAUCAAAGGAAAGAGGUUAAACAAACUGGAGGCCACUUUUGCUCCUGAUAACACUGAAGAUGACGAAGAGGACGUGACGGAGGAGGAAGAGUCAGACGACGAAGAUCAGGACCAAGAGAAAAAGAAGGAGAAAAAGAAGCUGAAGCUGGCGAAGGCGCUGUCCGACAUGGUGGUCUACUGUAAGAGCGUCCACUUCCACGGCUUCGAGGACGCCAGGCAACACCUGAGCUUCUAUGAGAUGUCGUCCUUCAAGGAGAACAAGGCCUUAGAGCUGGCAGCGGAGUCGGCUAAUGCCUACAUCCAUCACAACGUGGAGAAGCUGAGUCGCAUAUAUCCAGCCGGCUGCAGGACCAACUCCUCCAACUACAGCCCCGUGCCUCUGUGGAGCGCCGGCUGCCAAGUCGUGGCUCUUAACUUCCAGACAACCUGCACAGACAUGGACGUAAACCAGGGCAGAUUCCUGAUUAACGGAAAGAGCGGCUACGUCCUGAAACCGGCCUACAUGAGGGACCCAGCCUCAGAGUUUGACCCCGUCACACUGACCCGAGGAGACUGGCUGCAGCACAAGACGCUCCACAUCAUGGUUAUUUCAGGCCAGCAGCUCCCCAAACUGAGCAAGAAGAAAUCCUCCAUCGUGGACCCGCUGGUGAGGGUGGAGGUGUACGGAGUGCCGGAUGAUAAUGCAGAGGAAAAGACCAAUGCUAUCGAUAACAAUGGUUUUAACCCAGAAUGGAAUGAGAACAUGGAGUUUAACGUGCACGUGCCUGAGCUGGCCCUGGUGCGCUUCACCGUCGAAGACCACGACUCAGCGACUUCUAAUGAGUUUGUGGGGCAGUACACGCUCCCAUUCAACAGCUUAAGAAUGGGAUACAGACAUGUGCCGCUGCUCAAUAAGAACGGAGACGUCCUCCCCUCAGCUGGACUCUUUGUAUACAUCAUGGUGACGGAUGCCAACUGAGAACGUCACCGCCAAAGACCUGCAUCACACAGCCACGUUCCAGCUGCUUUUAAAUGUAUUUUUUAUGCUCCUUAGUUUUAUAGCUUAACUUAUUGGCUUGAUUCCAGUAGUUUUAAUAGCUACUCCAAACAACAAAUCAGUCUACAAAACAAGGGACACAAACUUCAUCUGCAAUCGGACAUCAGUUGGAUUGGUAACAGGGCCGUUUCUAGCUUUUUGGGGGCCCUAUGCAAGAUGCUGUUUGGGGGCCCUAGUUUUGACAGUUUUUUAACUACAAUGGGGGGGAUUCCGAAGCCUUUAAGAUGAUAUGUGGAGAUGCAUCAAUCUGUUACACUUUAAUAGGAAAACAGGCUAAUUUCACGAAAACCAAGCAAUUGAAAAUUACAAAAAAUAAUAUUAAAAAGGUAUAAUAAGGCUCCUCUAUGUCAAUAAAUGCAAGAGAUGCAGUAUUUUCUCAACAAUGUUUAAUUUACAUUUUUCAUCUUCCUCAGACAUCACUCAUUGGCUGUCAGCCAAUGAGUGAUCGUUGGGCUGUCAGCCCAUGAUUUGGACUUUAUUACCCCAAAAACCCAAGCCACAGCUUUGCUAUCAUUGCAGUUUAGUCGUGUUUAUAUCCUACAUUGGAUUUGUAAGCAUAUAAUGCUUCACCGAAC